ACAGCAUUAAUAGAAUUAAUAUUACACGUUAAUUCUACAUCACGAAAAUUGUCACACGGUCCCUGACUCGGCAGGCGGAGUAGUUGAUGCUGGAUCGCGGAGCAGCGGCAGCGGCUCCUCAGUCAGUCCGCCGCCGCAGACCGACACAGCGGCCAAGGCAUCGGCAUCCUCUCCGCGUCCGCUGCACCGCCGCCUGUUGUGGCUCCGAGCGGACGGACUUCUUUUUUCGGCCGGGGGCGACAGGGGGCCGUGGCCAUCCGUGGACGAUGAGGACACCUGCCGCGGAGCGAGAACCGCGACUGGCAUCGAUUUUCGCCGUGCGAACGAGAAAAGAAUCGUCAUGGCCCUUUCCCCGCUGACCCGUCACUCCUCCACCGAGGGACCUCAGCCCUUCUUGGUUUUUCUGGACUCGACGCUGCAGGGAUGAGAUAAUAAUAAUAAUAACGUCAACCAGCCGGUGCAUGCUGCUGCAACAACUCUCGCGGCUCUUGUGAAACCCGCCCCUCACCUCACCUCACCUCACCACCCCCUCCGUCACCUACAGCCUGAAAUAAUUUCAACAAAAAAACCAUGACGACGCCGGCUCUCCUGCCGCUGUCGGGCCGCCGGAUACCCACGCUGUCGCCGGGCGGCGCCUCCUCCUUCCCGCACCACAGGGCCACGCUGCGGCUCUCCGAGAAGUUCAUCCUCCUCCUCAUCCUCAGUGCCUUCAUCACGCUGUGCUUCGGGGCCUUCUUCUUCCUGCCGGACAACUCCAAGCACAAGCGCUUCGACCUGGGCCUGGAGGACGUGCUCAUCCCGCACAUUGACUCGCCCAAGGAGGGGAAGCACGCGCCCGGACAGGUGGUCAUACACGGACAGGGGGGACAUGACGAGCACAGACACAGGGAGGAGGAGGAAAGCCUGCGGGACAAGAUCCGGGCCGACCACGAGCGAGCCCUGCAGGAGGCCAAGGAGAAGCUGAGGAAGUCACGCGAGGAGCUGCAGGCCGAGAUCCAGACGGAGAAGAACAAGGUGAUGGAGGACCUGAAGAAGAAGGAUGCGGGGCCCAAGCCCCUGCCUCCCGUGCCCAUGCCCAAAGUGGUGGGCGUCAGCGACGGAGAGCCGCCAGAGACGGACGCCAAAGAGAAACGCGACAAGAUCCGAGAGAUGAUGAAGCACGCGUGGGACAGCUACAGACAAUACGGCUGGGGCCACAACGAGCUGAAGCCCCUCGCCAAGAAGGGACAUUCCACUAACAUCUUUGGUAACUCCCAGCUGGGCGCGACCAUCGUGGACGCCCUGGACACUCUGUACAUCAUGGGCCUGCACGAGGAGUUCAAGGACGGCCAGGAGUGGAUCGAGCAGAACCUGGACUUCGGCGUGAAUGCCGAGGUGUCUGUGUUUGAGGUCAACAUUCGUUUCAUAGGAGGGUUGCUGGCCGCCUACUACCUCUCUGGACAGGAAGUCUUCAAGCUGAAGGCGGUGCAGUUAGCCGAGAAGCUGCUCCCGGCCUUUAAUACUCCCACAGGGAUCCCCUGGGCCAUGGUCAACCUGAAGAGUGGCGUUGGUCGUAACUGGGGUUGGGCGUCAGCCGGCAGCAGCAUCCUGGCCGAGUUCGGGACUCUUCACAUGGAGUUCGUUCACCUCACCUAUCUGACGGGGAACCCCGCCUACUACCAGAAGGUGAUGCACAUCCGGAAGCUGCUGGCCAAAAUGGAUCGACCCAACGGGCUCUACCCGAACUACCUGAACCCCCGAACGGGCCGCUGGGGCCAACAUCACACCUCGGUUGGCGGACUCGGGGACAGUUUUUACGAGUACCUGCUGAAGGCGUGGCUCAUGUCAGACCGGACGGACACAGAAGCCCGCAAGACGUACGAUGACGCCAUCGAGGCCAUCGAGCGCCACCUGAUACGCAAGUCCAACGGCGGCCUGACGUUCAUCGGCGAGUGGAAGAACGGCCACCUGGAGAGGAAGAUGGGCCACCUGGCCUGCUUCGCCGGCGGCAUGUUUGCGCUGGGCGCCGACGGCUCGCCCGACGACAAGGCCGGACACUACCUGCAGCUGGGCGCCGAGAUCGCACACACCUGCCACGAGUCCUACGACAGGACGGUGCUGAAGCUCGGCCCGGAGGCCUUCAAGUUCGACAGCGGCCUGGAGGCGGUUGCCGUGCGACAGAACGAGAAGUACUACAUCCUGCGGCCGGAGGUGAUCGAGACCUACUGGUACAUGUGGAGGUUCACCCACGAUCCCAAAUACCGACAGUGGGGCUGGGAGGCGGCACAGGCCAUCGAUAAGUACUGCAGGGUGAGCGGAGGCUUCUCGGGGGUGAAGGACGUCUACUCCUCCAACCCGACCUACGACGACGUGCAGCAGAGCUUCUUCCUCGCCGAGACGCUCAAGUAUCUGUACCUGCUGUUCUCGAGCGACGACCUGAUGCCUCUGGAGAGCUGGGUCUUCAACACCGAGGCUCACCCGCUUCCCGUCCUCCACCUGGGCAACAUCACGCUGCCGGGCAGCGAGCCGGCGGCUCAGCGGUAGACCGACACGCACCAGGAGGGGGCGCCACGUGUCCGCCCGCCUGCCCAAAUAUUAACAAAAACAAACAAACACACAAACAAACAACCACCGACACUGGACAAACGUUACAUUCUGAGAGAGAGAUCUCGUCCUCUGACUCUCUGACUCUCUCUGUCCGUCUCUCUCGUCUCCUCUGCUCCAAUCAGACCGACGGUGGGUGAUGACGCUGCUGCUCAGCUUGAACAAACUCUUCUUUUUUUCUCUCUGAAGGACCGAGCUCCAUAAGCUGGCGGCUUGAUUUAGUUUUUUUGUUUUAUGAUUUUUAAGGGUUUCAUUCGACCAAAACCUUCGUCCCGUUCGGACUCGGACGCGACGCGGCGCUGCGAGCGCCAUUUUGUGAAGGAAUCGGUUCGACGCCGGCGUGGUUUUUUCCCCCCGGGCAGACGGACUUAAGGACUUUCACAGGGUCUGUUGAUAAGACGUGUUUUUCUUUCUUCUUUUUGGGGGUUUGGAUAAAUCCUGACUGGGGGACACAUCCGUUUGGUCACUGCCCCCACACUCCCUGUGUGACGCUCAUCAGAUGAACUUUGACCUGGAACUGUCGGCAGUUGUCAGAGCGGGUCGUGUUUUAUGUUCUUUUCAGAAAAGUGGACCAUUAUACGUGGAAGAGAAAACAGCAGCCAUCUUCACCCCCCCCUCGCGACCGCUUUCCAGGUAGAGACCUCACAUCGCCACAAGUUCCCCCCAAAACUUUUCUGCUGCUACUAGGACACUACUGGACACUCAUUUUUUUUUUUUUAACUCUCUCCUCCACCUUUUUCUCAUCAAACAAUCGCAUAUUGUCUCUCUUCGUCUCUCCUGUUCGCUUCUUUCCCGCCUGCUCAUAGAUCACCUCGCAUCAUUUUCCGAUCAUUCAUGGUGAGACCAGGCUCGGACCCAAACCAUGUGUGUGUGUGAGAGUGUGUGUGUGGUGGUUAAAACAACCUCCUCUGCUGUAAAUCAUUUGUUCGUGCACUUUGUAUGAAAAGACUCUGAAGUGAGAGGUCUCAGCACUGGACGAGCUGAAUAAACCAGGACGUCCGACGCCA
Messenger RNA from Scophthalmus maximus (turbot), 3590 nucleotides. RefSeq names its product mannosidase, alpha, class 1A, member 2 (gene man1a2). Gene Ontology annotation, molecular function: mannosyl-oligosaccharide 1,2-alpha-mannosidase activity; calcium ion binding. NCBI's taxonomy places the organism in Eukaryota, Metazoa, Chordata, Actinopteri, Pleuronectiformes, Scophthalmidae. The transcript is spliced from 14 exons. Bases 571 to 2523 code for a protein of 650 amino acids. Gene Ontology annotation, cellular component: endoplasmic reticulum; Golgi membrane; extracellular exosome. Gene Ontology annotation, biological process: N-glycan processing; carbohydrate metabolic process. The record is from RefSeq and is a predicted model, not a curated record.